Linum tenue is the source of this 1579-nucleotide messenger RNA. Lineage: Eukaryota; Viridiplantae; Streptophyta; Magnoliopsida; Malpighiales; Linaceae. The record is from the annotation of a GenBank genome assembly.
CACUUUCUGUCUUUUAGCGGAUACCAAGCCUUCGCGAGAAAUCUUCCCACCCAACUGCUUUCUCUUGCCGGUUCUUCCCCAAUUCCCGCUGACGACCAUGCCGCUACCCUAUCGGCCGUGCUCUGCUUGCCCCUUAUUGCAGCUCUUCCACAGACCCAGCUCUUCCACAGACCUAUGGACCUAUCACCUAUGCCUCUCCCACCACGCGAGCGACCAUGCCGCCCCCUUAUCGGCCGUACCCGCACCGCUGCAGUUGGGUCUUUUCUGCAUCUUCCCAUACACCUAUCGAUUCCCUCAUCUUGCCCGGCUUCUACGGCUUUGCUGGCACACGACACCGCUGCAAAACCUUUGCCACACACGCCAACACCAUGCUUUGUACUGUCCUUUCCCUGCUCAGCUCGAGGGGAGAUUGAUUUCCUUGCUUCUCCUCGCCCAAAACGUUUCAGAUCCAAAUUCCAGCUUCGGUUUCACCUCCAUACCAUUUUCGGUCCACUUCUUCUCCCACCUCUCAUCCCAGCUACCGCUAAUCUGCUUCCAUACAUGGAUGGCUGGAAACCCCUGCCGCCUCAACGACUUCUACGAGCACUCAACACUGUGGACUAAUGAAUUGGAAUCGAAGCAUUGGCCAAAUUUGCAGAUGGAUGAUAGUGGCCAAUAUCGACGCAACGCAAGUCACAGGAGAGGAGAGGUGAAGAAGAUCUGUGCACUUGGUUUGCUUCAAAUCCAACUGGGCUCCCUUUUAUCUCUGUUUCCAGAUUGUAGAAUCAUUGUCGCUCUAUGGAGAGGGUCGAGAAAGCUGCUGCAGAGCCAGAUGUUGCGUCGGCAUCGACUGAAGGAAGAGACUCAAUUCGAAGGCGGGGGAAAUGUGAGCAGAUUUCCUAUGGGCAAGGUUGAGAAGGUGAUGGAGGUGCCUGUGCUGAUUCCAAUGGUGGAGAAGGAGUUGUUGAAGGUGGUCGGUAAGGGGAUCAGCCGAUCAGGCAAGGUGGAAACGAAGAAGUGGCCAAAGAGUGCUCAGAAGAUCUUCCGAUGCUCAAAGCUACUCUGCUCCAUUUCUUACUCCGGGCUCAGAUACAUAUAUGGGUUGUUCAAGCAGCAAAUCACCAAGGAGGGCCAACUGGAGCUGCUGAAGAUUGGCUCGAGUUGUGACAAGAGUCAUUUCUAUUUCUUCACUGUCAGGAUGCCUUUGAGUAAAGGCGAUGCUAUAUGGUGUUUCUCAAUGGGUUACUACGGGAACUGGAUGCAAAUGUAAUAGAAUCUUCAUGAAUAAUGUCCUGCUAGGACUUCAGGUCCUGGACACAACCUUUUUAUGGGAGUAUGAUAGUUGUGUAUCUUCAGUGAUAGGAUGCGUUUGAGUAAAGGCGAUGCUAUAUGGUGUUUCUUAAUGGGCAAGCUUCGUGUGGGUAGAGAAAUAGUUAAUUAGUAUGUUGUAUAUUGAUUUUCUAAAUAUUUUCUAAGUACGAUAGUUGUGUAUCUUUCUGAUCUGGACGAUUACGCAUUUGAGUCGUACAUGUCAUAUCAGAAUUCAGUAGUAGCCUUCUUACUGAUGGUCUUACGGCUUUCAUGCCAUAUCAGAAUGCUU